This is a messenger RNA of Symphalangus syndactylus (siamang), 1818 nucleotides long. It is a transcript of the gene SH3GL3, whose product is annotated as SH3 domain containing GRB2 like 3, endophilin A3. Gene Ontology annotation, molecular function: protein binding. The record is from RefSeq and is a predicted model, not a curated record. NCBI's taxonomy places the organism in Eukaryota, Metazoa, Chordata, Mammalia, Primates, Hylobatidae. Gene Ontology annotation, biological process: endocytosis; synaptic vesicle uncoating. Gene Ontology annotation, cellular component: presynapse; glutamatergic synapse; cytoplasm.
UGCGAGUGUGACAGCGGCUGUGGCUGUGGCCGUGGCCGUGGGAGGCGGGCCCGGCGGAGCCCAGCCGCGGGGGGACCGGCCCGGGCUCCCGCUCCCCGAGCACGUCGCGGCCGCGUGGCCCGGCCGAGCCUUGAGACCACCCCGCCCCUGCCGGUCGCAGUCGCGAUGUCGGUGGCCGGGCUGAAGAAGCAGUUCCACAAAGCCAGCCAGGAGAUUUUAAGUGAAUAAGACCAUUUUCCCAAGAGCAGUGUCAUAAACAUUGAGGACCCUCUUAAAUCAGAAGAUGAAUUAAUGGAUGGAAUCUUUGCUGGGAUAAUAUGCAAACAAGCUAAUGUGUGCCUUACCUGGACCUCCCAACAGCUAUUUAGUGAAAAAAUAAGUGGUGCUGAAGGAACUAAACUAGACGAUGAAUUUCUUGACAUGGAAAGGAAAAUAGAUGUUACCAAUAAAGUUGUUGCAGAAAUUCUUUCAAAAACCACUGAAUAUCUUCAGCCAAAUCCAGCAUACAGAGCUAAGCUAGGAAUGCUGAACACUGUGUCGAAGAUCCGAGGGCAGGUGAAGACCACAGGAUACCCGCAGACGGAAGGCUUGCUGGGGGACUGUAUGCUGAAAUACGGGAAGGAGCUCGGGGAAGACUCCACCUUUGGCAAUGCGUUGGUAGAAGUUGGUGAAUCCAUGAAGCUAAUGGCUGAGGUGAAAGACUCUCUUGAUAUUAAUGUAAAGCAAACUUUUAUUGAUCCACUUCAGUUACUACAAGAUAAAGAUUUAAAAGAGAUUGGGCAUCACCUGAAAAAGCUGGAAGGCCGCCGCCUGGAUUACGAUUAUAAAAAGAAGCGAGUAGGUAAGAUACCAGACGAAGAAGUCAGACAAGCGGUAGAAAAAUUUGAAGAGUCAAAGGAGUUGGCUGAAAGAAGCAUGUUUAACUUUUUAGAAAAUGAUGUAGAACAAGUCAGCCAGUUGGCUGUGUUCAUAGAGGCAGCAUUAGACUAUCACAAACAGUCCACAGAGAUUCUGCAGGAGCUGCAGAGCAAGCUACACAUGCGAAUAUCAGCUGCAUCCAGUGUCCCCAGACGAGAAUACAAGCCAAGGCCUGUGAAAAGGAGUUCUAGUGAGCUCAAUGGAGUGUCCACCACCUCUGUAGCGAAGACGACAGGUUCUAACAUUCCCAUGGACCAGCCCUGCUGUCGUGGUCUCUAUGACUUUGAGCCAGAAAACCAAGGAGAAUUAGGAUUUAAAGAAGGGGACAUCAUUACAUUAACCAAUCAAAUAGAUGAAAACUGGUAUGAAGGAAUGAUACACGGGGAAUCCGGAUUCUUCCCCAUUAAUUAUGUUGAAGUGAUCGUGCCUUUACCUCAGUAAAUGUGUAACACAAACCCUGGACAUACUUUCAUAACUGAAAUGAAUUCACACCAGUGUGCUCUCAGUGUGGUGUUCUGUGACAUCCUUUGCUCUCUGACCAACUUAAUGACUUUUGUAUGUGUGUUCUCUUUAUAAUGUAUUUUAUAUCACUUUAAUUUGUAUAAAUGAUUUUCUUGUCCUUGCUACAUGAAAAUAUUGUUUUCUUUUUUGCUUCUUGUCCUAAAAAUCAUUGGUUAAAUGUAUUUGCUUCCUGUUGUUAAAAAUAAGUCUCACCCAUUGCAGUUAUGUCAAUGAAUGGCCUAUAUUCCUCAGCUGCAAUGAAAUGGUAACAUUUGAAACUAAGAAAUGCUAAAUAUUUUGUUUCUCAACAUUCCUGAUGACGUCUGGUCUUUUCUCUUCAUUGUAUUUUAAGCUUACCUGUGAAUAGCCCAAUAAACAUGACACGCUGUGUUGGCAAAA